Molecule: messenger RNA, 891 nt
Organism: Trifolium pratense (red clover)
Lineage: Eukaryota; Viridiplantae; Streptophyta; Magnoliopsida; Fabales; Fabaceae
Product: ethylene-responsive transcription factor ERF014
Exons: 1
Coding region: 97-768 (223 amino acids)
Biological process (GO): regulation of DNA-templated transcription
Molecular function (GO): DNA-binding transcription factor activity; DNA binding
Source: RefSeq, a predicted model, not a curated record
UCAUCUCCAAAUCUCAUUCAUCAAACAACAUUUCAUAUUCACUCAAAAACAACAACCUUAAUCACCACUUAAAAAACCUUAAUCUCUCUCUCUAUUAUGGUUAAGUCAGAGAAUAACACCAAAAUCAAAACAGAACCAUUAACAAAAGCAAAUAUUAUCUCAGAUAUUAGCAAGAAAAAGAAGUAUAAAGGAGUAAGAAUGAGAAGUUGGGGUUCUUGGGUUUCAGAAAUUAGAGCACCAAAUCAAAAAACAAGAAUUUGGUUAGGAUCUUAUUCAACUCCAGAAGCAGCUGCUAGAGCUUAUGAUGCUGCACUUCUUUGCCUUAAAGGUUCUUCCUCUGCAUCAAAUCUCAAUUUCCCUCUAAACUCUUCUUCACAUUAUUGCAAUAUUAAGAAUCUUCAAGACAUGUCACCAAAAUCCAUUCAAAGAGUUGCUGCUGCAGCUGCAAAUAGUUUCAUUGACAACAAUAAUGUUAAUGUUAGUACUACGACCCCGUCAUCGACAUCUUCAUCAUUGGUUUCAUCUCCAUCAUCAAUGGCUUCUUCUGAUGAUGUUUCUUCACUUAUAACAUCUUAUGAUCAAGCUAAUGAUGGAUCAAUGGAUAUGAUAUCAGAAACUAAUUGGUAUGGAUUAGAAGGUUUACAAUCUCCUAAAUAUGUUGAUCAUAUGUUGUUAAGUGCUUCUUUCUUUGAUAUUGAUUCUUUAUCACAUUUGCUUAAUGAUGAUGUGUAUGAAGAAAGUGAUAUUAGUUUGUGGAACUUCAGCUGAAGGAAGAAACUCAAAUCAUCAUUUUUUUUUUCUUCUUAAUAUUCAAUUCAAUUUUAAUUCUUUUGUCUUCAGUGAUACUACUUGAAGAUAUUAGUGUAAGAAAUAAAUAUAUAUGGCUUAAUG